AUGGUCCGCAACAUCGUCGUCCUCGGGGGAAACUCCCACCCUCAUCUCGUCGAAACCAUCUCUAACAUCCUAGGUGUGCCGCCGUGCAACAGAAUCCUCAAGAAGUUCUCAGUCGGAGAAAGCCGCCUGGAGAUCCAGGACUCGGUUCGGGGAAAGGAUGUCUACAUCAUCCAGUCAGGAGGGGGUAAUGUGAACGAUCACUUCAUUGACCUUUGCAUAAUGGUCUCUGCAUGCAAGACUGGAUCGGCGAAACAGGUCACGGCUGUCCUUCCUCUGUUCCCUUAUUCUCGACAACCCGAUCUUCCCUACAACAAGAUUGGUGCCCCCUUAUCGAAAGCCCCAACCAAUGUUACUGGAGGUGAUUUCACUUUCGAAAGCCGGCCGACAACGCCAGCCCCGGGACAACCUCAAACCCAGGGUCUCGCAAAUGGCAAUGGCAACGGCACGGAGGCAUUGAAAAAGCAGCUGGCCAAAACGGUUUUGGAGCAACAGAAUGGCUACACCAACGGGAUCACCCCGCCUCGAAGAUCGGAGACGCUUGACUCCCAGUCCUCAAUGAAUGGACGAAAUCGCGGCAACUCGGGCUCUUCUGGCCCAAGCUGGGCUCCUCCCUCUGGCCCAACGUACACCACCCACAACUUCGAAAACCAAGGUAUGAUCAAGGAGACGAGUAAACUGUUCCAGCCGAAGCCAGGAUAUAAGAAGUGGGUUGCCCAAGCCGGUACACUGGUGGCAGACCUCUUGACCUGUGCUGGUACGGAUCAUAUCAUCACCAUGGACCUGCAUGACCCGCAGUACCAAGGCUUCUUCGACAUCCCGGUGGAUAACUUGUAUGGAAAAUCCCUGCUCAAGAAGUACAUCCAGACCAAGAUACCGAACUUCAGAGAGGCCGUAAUUGUCAGUCCAGAUGCCGGUGGAGCUAAGAGGGCAACUUCUAUUGCGGACGACCUGAAUAUGGAAUUCGCAUUGAUUCACAAGGAACGUCGACCCACCCGUAUUAACGAGCGCCAAAAUGCCACCAUGAUGCUCGUGGGAAACGUCACGAACCGAGUCUGUAUACUCGUUGACGACUUGGCGGAUACUUCCAAUACCAUCACCCGAGCUGCCAAGCUGCUGAAGAAGGAGGGCGCGACGAGAGUCUACGCUUUGCUCACCCAUGGUGUAUUCAGCGGGGACGCCAUCGACCGCAUCAAUGCCUCCCCCUUGGAUAAAGUGGUCGUGACCAAUAGCGUCCCGCAAGGCGAGCACCUCCGCCUGUGCCCCAAGCUGGAGGUCUUGGACGUCGGACAGGUCUUCGCUGAGGCCAUCCGUCGCGUUCACCACGGCGAGUCCAUCAGCGCUCUCUUCUGGGAUUAG
Messenger RNA from Drepanopeziza brunnea f. sp. 'multigermtubi' MB_m1, 1356 nucleotides. RefSeq lists its product as uncharacterized. Gene Ontology annotation, biological process: 5-phosphoribose 1-diphosphate biosynthetic process; purine nucleotide biosynthetic process. The record is from RefSeq and is a predicted model, not a curated record. Gene Ontology annotation, molecular function: ribose phosphate diphosphokinase activity; magnesium ion binding. Gene Ontology annotation, cellular component: ribose phosphate diphosphokinase complex; cytoplasm. Lineage: Eukaryota; Fungi; Ascomycota; Leotiomycetes; Helotiales; Drepanopezizaceae.